This is a messenger RNA of Strongylus vulgaris, 291 nucleotides long. The record is from the annotation of a GenBank genome assembly. NCBI's taxonomy places the organism in Eukaryota, Metazoa, Nematoda, Chromadorea, Rhabditida, Strongylidae.
AUGGUUGCGGGUGCAACCGCGCGUACAACAGCAGCUACUAUAGUUAGCCCAUUGGAAAUGAUCCGAACAAAGAUGCAAAGCGAACAGUUGAACUAUAGGGAUAUUGGAAAAGCGCUCCGCGUGACUGUAGCUAAAAAUGGCAUAUCGGGCUUUUAUCUAGGCUGGAUGCCCACAUUACUAAGGGAUAUUCCAUUUUCUGGCAAAACAACAUUUGCAACAGCGUUCACAUGCGGAGCUGCUGCAGGUUCAAUUGCAGCAGUGCUCACAACGCCAUUUGAUGUGGUGAGAUAA